GCAGAGGAGGACAGCGGAGAAGAGGAUUGAAGAUAGGAGGACAGGCAGAGGACAGACGAGAGACGGAUUAAGGAGUGGAGCAUUGUGGAGAGGAGCACUGUGGAGAGGAGCACUGACGAGAGGAGGACUGCACAGAACUACGUGUAGAACGUGGGCUCGGAACUUCUGAAUCACAGCGGAUGUAAACAUUGAGUAAGGAUCGUUAACACGAAGACAGUAACUUUUGUCGGACUCCGGAUGAAGGAGGAGAUCGUCGAGAGAAAAGGAAAGUUGCCAUGUGGACCUACUUCAAGGCAUAGCAGAGGACAAAAAUGGAUUAUUCUACACAGAUGAAUGGACAAUACCAACCAGUUGGACAACCCUCUCAAACUGUACAUGCUGCUACUCCACCUGCUUACGACACAAUGAGAAAUCAGCAACCUGGGACAGCAAAUAUCUCUUGUCAGUUCUGGACAGCAGACCCCAGAAUACAGCCACAACAAAAUGGCCAUGUACCCUUUCAAGAUGGAACUCAGCCCAGCAGUCAGAUGGCAAAUUGGCAAACCUCAGCUGCUCCUCGUCAGGCAAGUUCCUCCCAGUCAACAGCUGGGAGGAAUGAUAAACAUUAUGUUUUAUAUCAGAAAUACCCCAACUUGACAGGUAUACUAGGUGAAGUCACUUCUAUGCCUUAUCAGAACGCUGCUCAGAAUUCAAAGACGCAGACUCUACCCACAAUGAACACUGAACACUCUCAACAAAACACAACUGCAUAUUUGAUCCGAUCAGCUACAUUUCAUGGUAACCAAUCCAUAAGGACACAAGAUGUACAAAAUAAUGGGGUGCAGAAAAGUUAUCAAGUUGUAAAUGGCAAGCUGUCUAAUCCCUGCUCUACCUACAUUAACGCAGCUACCUUGGCUCCUUGUAAACAGACAGUUUGUGCCAGCACAAUACAGCUAACAAGACCACCUGCUAACAACCAGGAUUACCAACAAAAUGUCUCUCAACAUAGAUUUACCACUAGCAACCCGCCAAACUACAGUGAAGCUAUCUCUGAGUCCUGCACACGCAACAGCAUCACAACAAAUCCCCCACCAAGGGGACAGAUUUGGGGUUAUUCCAGCAUGAGUCCGACAACUCAACAAUACACUGCUCAACUCAACUCAACACCUAACAAUGCAAGAGAGGCCACCUACAGGCCACCUUGCAGCUCCAUAAAAAGAAAUGGGCUUCCCCUAAUAGCGCAACAACAAAUUCCCAAUCAAAAAGAGGAAGCAAAGAUAAUCUCACAAAUUGCUGAGUCUCUUCGUGAAUCGUACCAAGCUGACAAAGUUGGACGUCAUCCAGUGAAAACUAAUUCACCAUCCACGUGGCGGCUCAUCGCACCGGCAAGUCAGGUCUGCGAGGUCAGAAUGAUGGAGCGUCAUCAAACAAUGCAACUUGGGACAUCAGCUGCUGACAGAUCUAACUCAUUUGCCACCCAGCGCCUACAGCUCAUUGCUAAACAAAGUGUUUUGUCAAGAACACAACCCAUUGUUACAUCACCUCAGCAAAGUUCUGCACCAGAUGUCUACCGUGUCACAACAGAAGAUGGAUUUACAGCUGGAAAUAGGGAGAGGAGUGCAUUUUUUCCCAAAAAUGACAGCAUCUCUACGGUAAAUGUAGUUGAAUCUUCAAGUGAUGGAUCUCAGUUUAUGCAGCUGCCUGAGGGCAUUUUGCUCCAGAGAGCCGAGACCAAGUUGACUGUAGAAAACAAUAACGAAAUGCUCUGUUCAGUUGGAAAAAUGGACAGCUCAAUCCAAUCGUCUCCCAGUCGCAUGUGCAAGAGAGCUGUUGCUGUUGUACAACCACUGUUACAAGAAAACUACACAGCGCUCAACAAGCAAAACUCUUCAAACCCAAUUAAACAAUUGGAAGAGUGCACUGCAAAAUAUUCCUCUUUACGCAACCCUUUAGAAAUAAGUACUUCUCCGUCUGUAGCAAAAAACAGUCAAGCUAUACAUUUGAGUGAAGGAUUGAAUAAACACCUACAAGAUGGACCUCAAGACAAGAUACAAAACCAGUCAUAUGCACAUGAACAAGGAUCUGAAUUAUCUAGUGACCGGAGAAUACCAAUAGCUGUUCAACAGUCUGUUACCCCUGAGGGGCUAGAAGGCCCACAUCGUGAUUUGAACAAAGCUCAGGUGCCACUUAAUAAAAAUACCUGUGAUUUCGACCUGUCCUCGAUCCCAACAACUCAGUGGACUACUGACAAAUUAAUGCAUUUUAUAACGGAUUCUGAAAAAGCCCAGACAAUACGUUCGAAAAAGUUGUAUUCUGUGCAAGAAAUAAUUAGAAUCUUUUGGAUGGGCAAGGUUGACAUUUUCAAGAAUAAGCUCAAGUCAGGCUGGUAUAAAAAUUUAAUGACGGAUGUUACGACAUUCUGCUGUGAACAUGUGACUAAUGACUCUGUCAUUCUAUCACAAAUAAAAGGAAGCUUUUCGAAGCAACUCCAAAAGUACCAUUUCCUCAAACAUAAUGAAAUGUAUUCAGAGCCGCCCUACCAAUCAUCAUGGUUGAAUAUAAAUGAGCAGGUAGAUGACAUUGACAAAGAGUUUGGCUUUUCCCGGAAUUUAAGGCCUCAUGUUAGCUCACGUGGGAGUGACAGCCAAUUAGAUGAAUUUGAAGCCACAAGCAGCAUUUUUGCAGACAAUUUAAGUGACGUGUCCAACGACGCCUUGUCUCAAACAGAGCUCAGAUCUGUUGUCCAAGUUGAAGAAGCUCCCACUGUUGAAAAUACAUCAAGUCGAAUUUCCUCACCCAAUGACAUAGACCCAGACAGUGCGAAUUCCAAUGACCAACACUACUCGUUUGAGAUACAAGUUUUGUCCCCAGAAGAAGCUAAAGUUAUCUUUGGGAAAAUGCAAAGUAAUCUACCACAAAGUAUGGACACUCCGAGUCAGCCAGAGAAUGUCACGAAAAGCUCUGUUGAGAAGGAGCUGCCUGACUUUGGACAGAGUGUCACGAAAAGCUCUAUGGAGAAUGAGCUAACUGAAGUUGGUGACACAUUGAAGGACUCAAAACUGGAGAGCAAGAAGAAAGUUUCUUUAAUAGAUGAAUUUUGCUGUCUCGCAGGGUGGAUAGAAAAGUUUUAUGGGAAAAACACUUCUUCGAAAUGUGCGUGCAAGGAAAAACAAGAUCACAAAGACUGUACAGAAAAGACACUUGAUAAGGAGACGAAAGUACAAAAUAGCAAUCAACUUGCGAUCAGGUUGGACCAUGUCCACUCUGCCAUAGAAACAGACCAUCAACUGAGUGCUGAGGAGAACAGUGACAGUCAAGUUGUACCAUGUAGUUCGACUGAUGACAUCAGUCAAACUGUAGACUUAACCGAAGAUGAGAAGAGACUUCGCUCACAUUCUGCUCAGGAAAAACAGAACAUGUCCCCAUCAACAAUAGACGAUAGCCAAUUAAGCCCUUUAGUCUUAAGUGACAGUGAAGUUGAAGAUGUCUCUUGCAGUGGAAGUGAAAUUCCAAACCAGAUCCGUCAAAAUGGUAUUUGGAUGUCAGACUCUGAGGAGAAAUGUGUACAAGAACAGCCGAAGUCAGAAGGAAUAGGUCAGUCAAGCCCUUCAGACAAAAGCAAGGGAGAAUUCAUGAAGGUCAUUAAUCUUGUAAGCCAUAUGUCAGACACUGCGGUGAGCUGUCCAAAAGCUCAGCUGACAUCCACAGAUGUAGCAGGGUCCUCCUUGGAAGUGGAAAAACCAACUCAAACCGGACCAGCGGACGGCCUCCACAACACCUCCAGUCAAUGUGAUAAACUGGAAACAGUUGAAAGAAAGAGGAAGUUGCACAGUGAUGAAGAUAUGUCUCAAUUAUUGAAGAAUUUAAAGAAACGUGUAAAUAGGAACGUUUCUGGUAAUGCUGCUGAGAGUAAACCUUUGGCCUCUAAUGAUAAAACAGUACAACUGGUCCUGUAUGGCUCAAAACGAACAUUAUUUGGUGACAGAAAGAGUGAUGGUGAAUAUACAGGAUCUCAUGCAUCACACAGACCUCCCAACAUGGUCUCUGUGACUCUCAAUCCUUUGAAGAGAAAGUCAAGUGUUCCCACACCGGAAUAUUCUGUCAAAGGACGGAUUCUUGAAAAAUGGAGGAGAAGUUAUCUACCAACUACACUUAAGCUCAGAAAAAAACUGAAAACACAUCACGGUACCUUACCUCGGACAUAUCUCAAGAAAGCCGAAACAGCUUGCCCCUCCAAAACCAAAGAGCUGCCAGUUUGCAAUGAAAUGAAGAGAAAGGGAAAGACCGACUACAGCGUGAAUCGAAAGAAGAGGCGACUCGUGUGUACCAGACUCGUACUUGGAGAUGAGAGUAGAAGGAAUGAUGUGGGUGACCUGCUACCGUCUGAUAAGGAGAGAAGUGACGACGGAAGCCAUACCCACACACCUGGUCGAGAGAACUACAUCUUGAAGUUCAGUGUGUUACCCAACACUUUCCGCUUUGCAGAUGGACCCAAUGGGAGAAAGCAAACAACUGCUGAUGUGUCAGGUAACUCUGCUGGAGGAAACAGCCCUGCGUUCCCAAGACCUCCAGCCUCUUCCAAGAAUUUCAAUAGCAAAACAUUUCGAAGGAGCAGCCAUUCAAAGUAAUAAUAUACAAGCAAUAGUUUUGUGUAAAACAGAGACAGAUUAAACAUCCUCUCUGGGAAAUUAUUAUUUUGUGAAAUGUUUCAUUCUGUGUACGUGUAUAUUUGCUUUACAGUACCAAGCAAGUUACGACUGCACAUGCCACACAUAAAAGUCAUAUUGUAUAUUAUAAGUUAAGUUAGAUUUUGAAUGCCUUACAGAAGUAUUGAGUGCAAAUGUAACUUUGAGUAUCUGUAAAAUUUCAUUUACAAUAUUUAUAUUUUUUUACAUCAAAAAUAUGUGUUUUAUUUUUACAUUUUUGUAAUGUUUUCUUUUUCUAAACAAACACUUUUUUAUUCUGUUUUGCAGUUGUUUGUAUUAUUUGUGUAAAUAAACCGCACCAUGCAUAAAGAAAUGUAAU
This is a messenger RNA of Platichthys flesus (European flounder), 5004 nucleotides long. RefSeq lists its product as uncharacterized. The transcript is spliced from 3 exons. Bases 312 to 4607 code for a protein of 1431 amino acids. NCBI's taxonomy places the organism in Eukaryota, Metazoa, Chordata, Actinopteri, Pleuronectiformes, Pleuronectidae. The record is from RefSeq and is a predicted model, not a curated record.